Molecule: messenger RNA, 2043 nt
Organism: Neoarius graeffei (lesser salmon catfish)
Lineage: Eukaryota; Metazoa; Chordata; Actinopteri; Siluriformes; Ariidae
Gene: tmem121b
Product: transmembrane protein 121B
Exons: 1
Coding region: 42-1235 (397 amino acids)
Source: RefSeq, a predicted model, not a curated record
AGCCGCAAAACGGGCGAGGAAGCAGAACGGGCAGGAAUACGAUGAUCGCGGACAUCCGUAAAGCGAACUCCGUGGCCAGCUGUGUUCGAGCCGAAGCGGCGAUCUACCCAGACUCCCCGGUAUCCUCGGCACCGGAGAACGGCCAGCUUCUCCUGCGCAGCAGCGCGUGCACGAGAGGCACGAGCACGAGCGCGUCCAGCACCAACGCAGACCGAGGCAGCACGGACAGCGCCUCCGCGGCGUCUCGCGCCAUGACCUCUGGGUGCGAAUUCCCGGCGUCUGCACCGCCCUUCGUCGCGCGCUCCGCCAAGAACCUUUUCUACAAGCUGCUGUGCUUCGGCUUGCUCGUGCUGCAGGGCGGCAUCCUGGACUUCUACCUCAUAGCGUUCACCGACCUCUACUGGUGCUCAUGGAUCGCCACGGACCUCGUGGUGGUCUCCGGCUGGGCCAUCUUCUUCGUCCGGAACGCUCGGAGCAAGCGCGAGCGAGCGUGCGGGUUCCGCCAGAAGAGCUCGCUGUUCGGUUGUCACCUGGGCGAGUUCGCGUUCGCGCACCUCGCGUGGCUGGUCUACGUGAUCGCGUGCGCGCCCAAGGUGGCGCUCGUUCUUCAGACGUCCAUCCUGGAGCUGGUGGCGCGCGAAGUGCCGCUGGGCGCAGCCGGCUUUGAGGCCACCGCGCUGCUCGCUGCGCCGCUGCUCUUCUGCCUCAUUAACUCGCUGGUGGAGGAUCCGCACGGCGCGCCGCGCUACCAUUCGCAGAGCUGCUUCGUGAGCACAUGCGUGGACGUGCUGGAUAGCUUCACGCUUGUCGAUUUGCUGCUUGUGCAGAACGAGAUCCCGAACAACGCGUACCUGAAGUACGGUGUGAUGGCGGCCUACCUGGUGGCCCUGGCCGUGCCGGUGCUCUGGCUCUACGAGCUUUCCGCUGCGUCGCGGAUGCGCUGCCGCUGGAUGUGCGCGCGGUUCCUGAGCGGCGUGCUGCUCGACGCGCCUCUGCUCGCUGUCAGAUGCCUGCUCGUACUGCUCUACGGCAUGCCCGUGCCACUUUUCAUGUUCAAGAACGUCUUUUUCUUAGCGUGCAAGUGCCUGGAGUUGGUCGAGCAGUGCGCCAGUCUGAGGAGCGCGCGCAAACUGGCGCGCAGAGGAGACCCGGCGCAAUUCUCCCACUGCGUCUCAGAGAACGACAUGUGUCCGCGUGGCUACGUCAACACACUGGCUGUCAACACCCAGCCCUGAAAAAAAAAAAAAAAAGGGGACUCGGAUUUACAGUAUAUUCCCAAGAACUCACCAUAUAACCAGCCUUACAAAACGCCGUCGCAAGACCAACAGGUGCUACAACCAAACACAUCAACAUGGCCCUGAAAAAGGCACAAUUUCAAAUGGCGGCCGCCCCUCCUUCCUUCCCUCCCUAUACGGUCCAAGUGUUUACAAGGGUGUGAAAUAAUCCCUUUUAGACAUCCUCAUCGGAUCUGUCUGCAGGUCCCAGAAAGCUCGAGUCCCUUACUGAAACUUGAGGAGCUGUGAGUCAGCAUGGCUUGGGCACCUUGGCAUUUACCUUGUUAGCCAGUAGCCAAACCUAACAGUGUUUCUUUCGAAGAUCAUAUUCAAGGAAAACUCCACCCUUGAAAUAUUUGUGAUGUGCUGAUAAUUUGUUGUUUGGUGCUGGUUUUUUUUCCUUCUUCUUCUUCUUCUUCUGAACAUUUAAUAGUACUGUGUCUCUCUGAAGAAGUCACGGGGGGAUAUUGAUAAGGUGGUUAAAAUGGCAAUUAAUGGAACAUUUUCAUAAAUCUCAAACAUACAUGCUAACCCGGGGGUGGCACGGUGGUGUAGUGGUUAGCACUGUCGCCUCACAGCAAGAAGGUCCGGGUUCGAGCCCCGUGGCCGGCGAGGGCCUUUCUGUGCGGAGUUUGCAUGUUCUCCCCGUGUCCGCGUGGGUUUCCUCUGGGUGCUCCGGUUUCCCCUACAGUCCAAAGACAUGCAGGUUAGGUUAACUGGUGACUCUAAAUUGACCGUAGGUGUGAAUGUGAGUGUGAAUGGUUGUCUG